Cloeon dipterum is the source of this 881-nucleotide messenger RNA. RefSeq names its product QVR superfamily protein rtv (gene rtv). The record is from RefSeq and is a predicted model, not a curated record. NCBI's taxonomy places the organism in Eukaryota, Metazoa, Arthropoda, Insecta, Ephemeroptera, Baetidae. The transcript has 3 exons. Gene Ontology annotation, biological process: regulation of synaptic transmission, cholinergic; sleep; positive regulation of voltage-gated potassium channel activity. Bases 91 to 579 code for a protein of 162 amino acids.
GAAGGAGGAGUGGGGGAUUAAGAAUUCGAGGUCACCAGCUCGCCAGCAGAAGGAAUCACAUCAAAGUAAACUGGUUCUCUCCAUGCAAUAAUGGAAAUCAAAAUCGGCCCAUUUGGAAAUGGCCAGUUCCUGACCUAUGUAACUUUAGCCCUUUUCUUAAUAGUCAUCCCCCUUUCAGAAGGGAUCAUCAAGAGAUGUUACUCGUGCAUGUCGAGGGGCGAGCAGGGCAACUGCAAGGACCCCUUCCCCGCCAAUGGCACCGCAAAGCCCAUUAACGGAGAGGAACCCCAGCUGCUCAGGGGAGUGGAGACCAUCCCGUGCGCCUCGGGCUGGUGCAUAAAAAGAAUGGAGGGCGGAAGCACCUUCAAGGAGGACGAUUACGGAGUUGCAACGCGGAGACUGUGUCUGCAAAGACAGCCCUCGGAUGGUGAGGAGCGGUGCGCAACCAUCACGCAGGGGGGCAAGAAAAUAUUCGCCUGCUUCUGCAAGGGCGACCUCUGCAAUUCGGCUCCAUUCACGUGGGCGCCCAGUGCUGUCGUGACUUUUGUGUUAGUGAUUUGCGCAAGACUGCUUCAGUGAUCUGGAACUUAAUUUAUAUGAACCAUUUGUAAGGUAUUUCACAUGAAAACAUUCUUAAGAGGAACGUAUUAAUGCCAAACUAGUUUAAGCUAAAAGUUUGGAACAAACAAAAUGAAUAAAUUUUACCCAAAUUUUUUCCAAGAAAAAAACUACCGAAAGUAGGAAAUUGUUAACAUCCUUCAGCCGCCUUUGACUUAUUUUAUUUUUAAAUUUAUAUUUUUACCUGGCUGUAAUCAUAUUGUUUGUGCAGUUGUUGGUGUAUAUGUGUCUUAGAAACUAAAUACAAUUAGAUAAUAAUCUCA